UCUUCACUCUGCUUUGUCCUCUUCAUCUAAUUCUUGACAAAAUGUGGGCGAGAUGUCUCAGAUUUGUUCUCCUGGUUUGGUUUCCAGGAGUGCUGCACGGACAAAGUGCAGCUCUGCCUUGUCCUGCUCCCACACUGAAUGGUGGAUAUUUUGUCCCUGAAAACGAAACUUAUGCUCAUGAAACCAAGCUCACUUACGCCUGUGAAAAAGGACUUAAACCAGCAGCGGAGGUUUGGUGGGCAACAAGCACAUGUCAAAAUGGCAAAUGGUCUCAUGAACCACAGUGUAUAGCUGAAAACGCCUGCAUUCCACCAGCUAUACCCAAUGCAAAAUACACUGAAAACCAAAAUGGUUGGUAUGAAGAGGGAAACGUAAUAAGGAUAACAUGUGACAAAGGAUAUGAAUACAAAGACCGGAAUGCAACAGCCACAUGCAGAAAUGGGACGUGGUCCUCUGUGCUCUUCUGCGAGAGAAGUACCCAUGCAUGUGGUGAGCCCCCUAAAAUCCCCCAUGCAGUCAUCAUUCAUCAGGAUUACCAGGAGCUGUUUGCUCCAGAUUCAGAGGUGCAGUAUGAAUGUGAAGACGGAUAUACUAUAGAGGGAGGAGACACCAGGAAAUCCAUCUUUUGCAUGUCUGGAACCUGGUCUGAAGGCCCAGCAUGCCGACCUGCUACCAGCUCCAGAACGAGUGAGAGAGAAACCGAACCUCAGAUCACUCCAAUCAGCAACUGUGGAAGACCUCCAACAGUUCCUAAUGGUGAGGUUGUGGAAGCUAGUGUCCUGUUUUUGAGGUACCAGUGCAGCAUUUUUUACAAACGGACGGGUCCAGAGACAGUGAUGUGUUACAGCGAUGGCACGUGGUCACAUGUCCCCACCUGCAGAGCCGCUUUCUGUUCUGUGGACACUGACAGAUAUCCUCAGUUAAAACCUGAUGGGGUUAAAUAUAUAAAAGAUGGUGAGACCGUGAGACUGGAGUGUGUGAAAAUGGCCCACUGGUGGAUGGAUCAUUUCUCUGUGGGCCGGUGCACUGACAGAAGAAUAUGGCUUUCCAGAUGUUGUAACUGGUUGGAGCAUAAGGCGAAAACUUGCUAAGGCUGCGGCACCAAGGGGACGACACUGCUGCCUUUGGAUUUG
This is a messenger RNA of Chelmon rostratus (copperband butterflyfish), 1133 nucleotides long. RefSeq names its product complement factor H-related protein 1-like. The transcript has 9 exons. Lineage: Eukaryota; Metazoa; Chordata; Actinopteri; Chaetodontiformes; Chaetodontidae. The coding region runs from base 42 to 1091 and encodes 349 amino acids. The record is from RefSeq and is a predicted model, not a curated record.